This is a messenger RNA of Prunus armeniaca (apricot), 2403 nucleotides long. The record is from the annotation of a GenBank genome assembly. NCBI's taxonomy places the organism in Eukaryota, Viridiplantae, Streptophyta, Magnoliopsida, Rosales, Rosaceae.
AUGGACUUGCUCCGAUCCAAUCUCUCCCGGGUUCGGAUCCCGGAGCCCACCAACCGCAUCUACAAGCAAGAAUGCUGCAUAUCUUUCGACACUCCGAGAUCAGAAGGUGGCUUGUUUGUUGACAUGAACACAUUUCUCGCUUUUGGGAAGGAUUGUGUGGGCUGGAAUUAUGACAAGACUGGAAAUCCAGUUUAUUUGCAUAUAAAGCAAACAAAAGUGUUGGUUCCCGAAGAUAGGCCUUCGAAGAAACCAACACUCAUGGCUAUAGGUGUUGAUGGGGGAUUUGACAACAAUGAACCUGAAUAUGAAGAAACUCACAGUAUAGUCCUAUUGCCUGAUUAUGUAACCCUUCCAUUUCCUUCUGUUGAGUUGCCAGAGAAGGUAAGGUUGGCGGUUGAUGCCAUUUUAUUGGCUGAGGGUGCUGAGAGGAAAGAGCAACUUGCAGCAUGGACAGCUGAGAAGAAGCAAGUUAGCCCAUAUGCAAUGAAUUUGCAACAGAUUGACAAUGGUAUAGUGGUUCCUUCAUCUGGCUGGAAAUGUUCCAAGUGUGAUAAAAGAGAAAAUCUUUGGUUAAAUCUAACUGAUGGAACAAUCCUUUGUGGGAGAAAAAAUUGGGAUGGUACUGGAGGUAACAACCAUGCCAUUGAACACUAUAAGGAGACAUGCUAUCCUCUUGCUGUAAAGCUGGGGACAAUUACGGCGGAUCUAGAAGGAGCAGAUGUUUUCUCUUAUCCAGAGGAUGAUAGUGUCUUGGACCCACUUUUAGCACAACAUCUGGCUUUUUUUGGCAUUGAUUUCUCAUCAUUACAGAAGACCGAGAUGACAACUGCUGAAAGAGAGCUUGACCGAAUACCAAUUUUGACUGGAACCGAAUUCAAGAAAGUGGACAAGAAGUUGAACCGAUAUUUGGACCUGGUUACACUGGACUUGUCAAUCUGGGAAACAGCUACGAUGCAAGUUGUGUUCUCAACACACUCUUUCUAUUCCGGAUACUACAAGAAUCGAAAUUUGAAAUUGGCUUUUGAGAAGGCUCCAGCUGAUCCCACUGUAGAUCUUAACAUGCAGUUAACAAAGCUGGCGCAUGGUUUGCUAUCUGGUAAAUAUUCCGUUCCUGUAGCAGAGGGAAAAGAUGAUCCAAAUGCUACUGCUACUACAACAAAAUCUAAACAGGAAGGGAUACCCCCUCGUAUGUUUAAAGCAGUUAUUGCUGCCAGCCAUCCUGAAUUUUCUUCCAUGAGACAACAGGAUGCCUUGGAAUUCUUCCUACAUUUUCUUGACCAAGUCGAACGAGCCCAUGCUGGAAAACCUGAAGCAGAUCCUGCAAGGAGUUUCAAGUUUGGUAUUGAAGAUCGUAUUCUGUGUUCAUCUGGGAAAGUUGCAUACAAUAGAAGGCUUGACUACAUUCUUUCUUUGAACAUCCCCCUUCAUGCAGCUACUAAUAAAGAGGAACUUGAAGCCUUUCAGAAAUUGAAGGCAGAAAAGAUUUCGGAAGGCAAGGAAGUAUCCAGUGAUGAAAUUGUACGUCCAAGGGUUCCUCUAGAAGCAUGCCUUGCAAGCUUUUCGUCUCCAGAAGAGAUACAGGACUUUUACAGCACUGCUUUGAAGGCCAAGACAACAGCAGUGAAGAGUGGAGGCUUAACUUCAUUCCCUGAUUAUCUGGUGUUGCACAUGCGGAAGUUUGUAAUGGAGGUUGGCUGGGUGCCGAAAAAGCUUGAUGUCUAUGUGGAUGUUCCUGAUAUCAUAGAUAUUAGUCACAUGCGCAGCAAGGGACUCCAACCUGGUGAAGAGUUGUUACCAGAGGGUGUUCCUGGGGAAGAGGAGGAACCAAAUAAGCCUGUGGCCGAUGAGAGUAUUGUUUCACAGCUUGUUUCAAUGGGGUUUAGCCAUCUACACUGCCAGAAAGCUGCCAUUAAUACGUCAAAUACUGGGGUGGAAGAAGCAAUGAAUUGGCUACUUUCUCACAUGGAUGAUCCGGAUAUAGAUGCUCCCAUUUCUGAAGGGGGACAAAAUGUGGUUGACCAAUCAAAAGUUGAUAUGUUGCUUUCCUUUGGUUUUCAAGAAGACGUUGCUCGGACAGCACUGAAAGCAUCGGGUGGUGACAUUGAGAAAGCAACGGAUUGGAUAUUCAACAAUCCUGAUGCUUCUGUUUCAACUGAUAUGGAUGCGACAACAUCAGAAAAUGCACCUACUGCCGCUGAUGCUGGACUACCUGAUGGAGGAGGGAAAUAUAGACUUAUUGGAAUUGUGAGCCACAUUGGAACCUCUACUCAAUGUGGUCACUAUGUUGCACAUAUCUUUAAAGAUGGUAGAUGGGUUAUUUUCAAUGAUGACAAGGUUGGAGCUUCGGUAAAUACCCCAAAGGACAUGGGAUAUCUUUAUUUCUUUGAGAGACUGAACAAUUGA